Megalops cyprinoides (Indo-Pacific tarpon) is the source of this 882-nucleotide messenger RNA. RefSeq names its product steroidogenic acute regulatory protein 2 (gene star2). Gene Ontology annotation, molecular function: cholesterol transfer activity; cholesterol binding. The transcript is spliced from 7 exons. The record is from RefSeq and is a predicted model, not a curated record. Gene Ontology annotation, biological process: steroid biosynthetic process; regulation of steroid biosynthetic process; intracellular cholesterol transport. NCBI's taxonomy places the organism in Eukaryota, Metazoa, Chordata, Actinopteri, Elopiformes, Megalopidae. Gene Ontology annotation, cellular component: mitochondrial intermembrane space; mitochondrion. The coding region runs from base 1 to 882 and encodes 293 amino acids.
AUGCUACCAGCAGUUGUGAAGCUCUGCUGUGGAAUCUCAUACCCGCACCUAAGGAGCAUGGCAGGACUGCAACGCACGGCAAUGGCGGCUAUUGGUCAAGAGAUAGCUCAUAUGAAGAAAGGGGGUCAGAUCAUCCUACCUGACUGGACAAGCCAUAUGAAGUGGCCUGGAAGCAUGGCUUGUGAUGAGACAAGAAUGGAAAAGUUAAAGGCGAGCAGGCAAACCACUUUGAGAGGGGAAGAGCUGGCCUACGUGAAGCAAGGGCAGGAGGCAUUACAGAUGGCCCUGGAGAUUGUUGAGGACAAAAUUGGAUGGAAAAUAGAAACUUCAGAGGAAAAUGGUGAUGUGAUCUACAGUAAGAUUCUUCCCGGAGCUCGGAAGGUCUUCAAACUGGAAGCUGUUUUAGAUGCAUCUCCAGAGGAGCUCCACGAGCACUUGUUUGUGAAAGUGGAAGACAUGAGUCAGUGGAACCCUAACAUCAAACAAAUUAAAGUGCUGAAGCAGGUUGGUGAUGACACCAUGGUUACACAUGAGGUCUCAGCCGAGACAGUGGGCAAUCUGAUCGGCCAGCGGGAUUUCCUCAGUGUCAGGCACUGUUGUAAACGGAAGUCCUGUAUCUAUUUAGCUGGAGCAGCCACACACAUAGAGUCCUUCCCACCCCAGAAAGGCUUCGUAAGAGCCGAGGAUGGACCAACAUGCAUUAUCAUACAGCCAACCGGAGACAACACCGGCAAGACUCGAUUCACAUGGCUUCUGAACAUGGACCUGAAGGGAUGGUUACCGAAGUCCAUUGUCAAUCAAGCGUUGCCACGAGCGCAGGCAGAUUUCACCCGGCAUCUGCGCCAGCAUCUGGCAGAACGGCUGCUGUCAGCGCGGGGCUGA